GUGACUUUACUGGAGACAUCGCGUUUGCUCGUUUUGAUGGAAAUUAUGCAAUUUUUAGACAGCGACACUCUUUGCCUUGUCCUUGUGUCUCCAGACGCACCAGUGUGGCUCAUUUAGCCGUGAUGACAUCAUGAUGAGUGCUGGGGACACUGGUCUUUAAUGUGAGAAACAAACCUUGCCACUGUACAGUCAGACUACAAUUGAUUGACAGGCAACUAGAUGUUUGAUUGGUUCCCAAUAAUCGGCUUGCAGCAGCAGCAGCACGCGGAGCAGACUGUGAGAUUUGUUUACAAAGAAAGCUAAAAACACUGCUGAGCGGGGGGAAGGCGAGCCUCAUGAGUCGGCCUCGUGGUUUGCAUCGACAUAAUGGAUUUAACUAAGAUGGGUAUGAUCCAGCUCCAAAACCCCAACCACCCCACUGCCCUGCUGCAGAAGGCCAACCAGAUGCGUCUGGCCGGGACUUUGUGCGACGUGGUCAUCAUGGUGGACAGCCAGGAGUUUCACGCUCACCGGACUGUGCUCGCCUGCACAAGCAAAAUGUUCGAGAUCCUCUUCCACCGCAGCAGCCAGCAUUACACCCUGGACUUCCUUUCACCAAAGACUUUUCAGCAGAUUCUGGAGUAUGCUUACACUGCCACACUCCAGGCCAAGGUGGAGGACCUAGACGACCUCCUGUAUGCAGCAGAGAUCCUGGAGAUUGAGUAUUUGGAAGAGCAAUGCCUCAAGAUCCUGGAAACCAUCCAGUCGUCAGAUGAGAAUGACGUGGAGGUGAAUGUCAACGAUGGCAGCACAGAGGAGGACGACGAGCGCAAAGGCCACAACGGAGCCAAGAACUCCAAAAAGCAUUCCAUGGAGAGCCCGUAUCUGUCAGGUAACCAGCAGGUCUCCAUCAUGGCUGGCAUGGUGGACCAGAGUCCGUCUGUGUCCACCUCCUUCGGUGUCUCCAACCUGAGUCCCACCAAAGCUGCUGUGGACAGCCUGAUGAGCAUCGGGCAGUCUCUGCUCCAGCAGGGCUUCACAGGAGAACAGCUCAUCCACGGGAACUCCCACCACCUGAUGACCGAGAUCAAGACCGAAAUGAUGCAAGUCGACAUGGGCGGCAACGGCCACGAUAGCCCUCAGAACAUGGAGUCCAGCGCCUCCAGCAAUGGAGAGCGAAGUGGAGAGGACAGGAACAGAGAUGGUCCAGGGACACCAACCAGGAGCAGCGUAAUCACCAGCGCCCGGGAGCUUCACUACGUCCGCGAUGAAAACAUGAGCGACCAGCAGGCUGAAGUCAGCCAGAUGGGUCUGGAAGCGAUGGCUGGGAUGACGGAGAAACAUCUGGCCUCGCUCUACUCCCUACCUAUCAAUCAUAAGUCGGAUGCCAUCAUGUCAAUGCCGGUAUCCAUGGCCUCCGCUCUCCCCAUGUCCCCGGCCCUGGCUAUGUCUAUGGACUUCAGUGCCUACGGGGGACUCCUGCCGCAGAGCUUCAUCCAGAGAGAGUUCUUCAGUAAGCUCGGGGAGCUGGCAGGGGGCAUGAAACCAGACAGCAGGAACCAGCACGAACGUUGCAAUGUUUGCGGUGCAGAACUGCCAGAUAAUGAAGCCGUGGAGCAGCACAGGAAGAUGCACAGUGGAAUGAAGACCUACGGCUGUGAGCUGUGUGGGAAGAGCUUCCUGGACAGCCUCCGUCUACGGAUGCAUUUGCUGUCUCACUCAGCUGGUGAGAAGGCCAUCGUCUGUGAUCAGUGUGGUGCUCAGUUCCAGACGGAGGAAUCCCUGGAGGCCCACCGGCAGAUCCACACUGGCUCGGACAUGGCGAUCUUCUGCCUCCUCUGUGGGAAGCGUUUCCAGACCCAGACAGCGUUGCAGCAGCACAUGGAGGUCCACGCCGGCGUUCGCAGCUACAUUUGCAGUGAAUGCAACCGGACUUUCCCCAGCCAUACUGCACUCAAACGUCACCUACGCUCUCACACAGCAGGGGACCAUCCAUUCGAGUGCGAGUUCUGCGGGAGCUGCUUCCGAGAUGAGAGCACGCUGAAGGGCCACAAACGCAUCCACACCGGGGAGAAGCCCUAUGAAUGUAACGGCUGUGGGAAGAAGUUCAGCCUCAAGCACCAGCUGGAAACCCACUACCGUGUGCACACAGGUGAGAAGCCAUUCGAGUGCAAGCUGUGCCACCAGCGAUCCAGGGACUACUCGGCCAUGAUCAAGCACCUGCGCACCCACAACGGCGCCUCGCCCUACCAAUGCACCAUCUGCCUGGAGUACUGCCCCAGCCUGUCAGCCAUGCAGAAGCACAUGAAAGGCCACAAGCCCGAAGACAUCCCUCCAGACUGGCGCAUAGAGAAGACCUACCUGUACCUCUGCUACGUCUGAGGCCGGAAAGAGCGAACGAAGAGAGGAAGGUUAUGGGUGAGGGAGGGGGAGGGGGUUGAGAGGUGAAGGAGAAUGUAAUAGAGCAAAGAGGGGAAGCUUGAGGAGUGUUGAUGAUCGAGGAAUGUCAACGGCAAGAGACUUGAAAGCAAGAGGGUUUGUUUUCUCUUUUUUCUUUUCAUGCAAAGGCGGCAACGACCGACUGACGGGGUGAAAAAGGGGUGGCGAUGAUGGGACAAAAGUGCUAAGAAGAGGAAGACUUGGACACGGAGAGAGAUUCUCCACCAUUGUUCGGAUUCAUCGGGUCAUUCACUACAUCUGCAACUGUGUUUGUUGUUUCAGGUCAUUUUCAUGCAGCGCCAGAAAGCAAGCAAGCUGUAAGGAAGUGACUUUAUGGACGCUGCUGCUAGGAGUGAGAACGCAGAUUCUCAAGGGCUAUCUGAACUGAAACAUGUCCACCAUCAGGAACUGAAUCUUUCACUCCAUUAUGACUUAUUUCUUCUCCAAACUGGGGGUUUGGAGUCUUUUCCAUGCUAGAUUGGUAUUUGUUUGUUUACAUCCAACUGGUUCCAUCAAAAUUAUAUGGAUCACAUGAAGAAUAUGUGAAUUUGAGCUUUCACUGGCUCCCCAAGACCUGGAGACCUUGUGGCUUUCAGAAGCCACUUUCGCCAAAUGUCAACAGCUGUUCGUAUUUUGGUUUCACUGCACCACAACAAACCAAUCUGGAAGCUGAACUGAGGUGUAUUUCAUCAGUUUCACCUCAACAAACAACUUGAUAUUAGGAAAUGAACGCUCUUGAGUUUGAAUUUACUGCUUUAGGUAAAAGGUUCCCCUAUUUCUUUACAUCCUGAAUGGGAGAUGUAUCUCUUUCGCAGCUUCCCAUCAAUUCUUCCAAAGCAUAAGUCACAUAUCUUCCCAGUUUUUGCAGGAUUCUGCCCGUCUAUGUGCACGAGAUCCUUCAGAUCUCGGCGUGGCAGUGAGAUAGCCCCUGAGAAUCUGCAGCCGAAUCGGUUUGAGGUAGAGUAAACAGUUGAACUGGAUGAAUGGGAGCACUAAAAUAUCGCAAACCAAGCGUCUGUUUGGUUUUUAGGGGAGAACAAUGCUUGAGCUGCUUUUUUUUGUUGGAAGUCUCCCCAGUUUUCUCAGUAGUCUUCCUGGUUCUGCAUCUCCGGUCGAGUCACCACUGGCCAUUCAUGGUUCUCUGCAGAGAGCCAAAGGCUGACAAGCAUCACUUUUUCAUCAUAUACCUUUUAUUUUAUUUUUUUAGCUCUGCAUCGUUGUUUAUCAUGGCUUGAUUGCACAGGUAAAACAAAUCACGACAACAGUCUCUGUUUGACGUCUGCAAGUAUAUCUUCUUUCAAUACAUCAUUACUCCUAUUACAGUACGCCACAUUAAACCCAGCCUAUCUACAUACUCAGCAAUAGAUUACUGGACUGCUUGUAUCCAUGUACAUUAACUUGAUGACUAUCUCACACUAAUGAUGAACUACACAAACUGACACACAAACGGUAACACUCUGACCACAACAGAUCUGUCCAUUCACCACAGUGAUGGAAGACAAAAUGGGAAAAUGGUAAACCGCUGCUUUCCGUGGGGAGUCCUGUGACUUCAACUGCUCGUAGUGAAUGUUGAAGACGUGCUGGGAAUGCCUUAGCUGCUGCACACCUUGCGCUGAAGGUGGCGCGGCUGGUUGAAGACUGUUAUACGGCAUCAAAAAUAUGAAUGUGAAAGACUGUGAGCCGGGUUCAUACUGGGCUGUGUGGGGAUGAACAGUGAGGUUAUGCUGCUUUUCACUGAAAGCCAGAAACCUAAAAGUCCUUGAUCUAACUGCAUUUUUAUCACUUCACUUCACAAUGGUAUCCAUUUUUCUGUGGCUUAGGUUGGAAGCUCAAACACUGAUGUAAUAUCAUACUGCUGUAAUCAGGGUUAUGCAUCCUCUUUUACGCUCACAACUAACGGGCAACUGAAAAGACAAUGAAUAGUGACAACCUAAGGGUCUUAGGGAUAUAUUCAUAGGUGGAAAACAAUAUUGGACAAAGCCUGGGUGACAUUAGCCAUUGGUUACUGAAGAGCACUAUCAGUCAGUGGCAGUCACUAUAUUAGAAAUGCUGUUUCACCCUAACCUUAGAUCAACCAAGAGACAAAGAGGUGAAGCUGAGGCAGGGGUUAAGCCUCCUGAGAAACAGCCCCGGCCUGCUUGUAGUCAUAAAGCUCAACAUUGCCCACCCACUUUUUCAGCAACUCUGAUUCCGGAAGUAAACACGCCAUUCAAAUCCCCCGUAGGCAUUUAGCAAAAUCCUUAUUCUUACACUUUCAAAGCAUUGAAGCAAGCUAACCAGUUACCUGCAUACUCAUGGCUGUGCAAUAUUUGAUUAAGUGCAAAAAUAGCAUUCAAAAAAGUAGUAAAGGUAUAAAACUUUACCUUGCCUUUUUCUCUUCUUUUUGGGUAGCUUGUGCAAAAAUGAGAUCUGAAAAGACAGAAUGCCAUUUUUGCGUGCCCUAGCCCACAAAAACUAUUUGAAAACAGAGAAAGAGGGAAGAUACAAGACUAUACUUUUGCCUUUUUCUCCAAUUUCGAAUGCUGUUUUUAUUCAUGGGUGAAGGAACUGCCUAUCCAACAGUCUAUUCCCAUUCAUAACUUCAUUACAGGAUAGUUUAUCAAGCUUUCAAACCAUACAUGUACCUUUUUAUUACACUUAAUAGAAUUGUAAUGUUUACAUUUUACGCAAUAAUGUUCAAAAGUAUCAUAAUUUACAUAUUUAUCAAUUUAUACUAUGUGUUGCCAUUCAAUAGCCAACAGACCUUGUGGGUGCAGUAGUCAUUUUCAUAGUUGCAGGAAACUCCACCAAUCAGAGGCAUCACUCUGGCACUCUAGGAUUGUGGGUGCUGUAGUAUUUUUUGGCUGGGAUCACAAAUGAACUAGGUUUUUCUUAAAAACAGGUUGAUCUCUGACAAACUUUUAUCCUCUACAGGAGCACAUACUAUCUUUUACUGUUAGGUAGCUCUUGAUAAGUCUCAUAUUCUUCUAACAUUAUGGCUAUAGAGAAAAUGAAUGGGAAUUUUCCUUCUGUAGCCAUGCUAUUGAGCACUACAUAUGGAUAUAACAUAUGGAUAACAGUCCAAUAUUCUAACAUGUUUAACAUUGUAUUGUCCUUUGCCAGUUAAUUGUAAUGACUUGGUUCAGGACAUUUUAACUUGCAAGAGUUAAAAUCUGUGUGUUUGCAGGACAGUCUCCCUAAAAGUGCCUCGCCUUCAACUUAAUUUUUAACCACACAGGCUGCCACUCGCUCUAACUUUGUGGUAAAUCGUGUAAAUUAGUUGUUUAGCUUCUGUCUGAGAAAAACGUAUCAAACAGGGGCACUCUGAUCACAACAGACCUGUCCAUUCAACAGCAGCUAUUUUAGCUAACCUUUCAGUCGUAAGAAAGAUUAAUAAAUUAAUAAAUAAAGGUAAGAACCCUGUAAGAAAAUAAUUUAGAAAUGUCAAACUUCAUCUCGGACAAGUUUAUUAAAGCCUGGAAAUAGAUUUUUCUUCUUAAUCAUGUCUCAAACAAACAAAUCCGUGUGCUAGCUAGAGGGAGCUAAUGCUAGCUCUCAUGCUACAUUAGCUAAUUUGUUAUCAAACAUGUUGUUUCACCCUAAAACAUGGCUGAGUGUUCCUUUGGUUGUACAGUAACAGCUUACUUUCCAGUUUUGUUUAAUUAUAAGACUUUAAAAUGAUGACAGUUCAUGAAAUUUGCAGCUUUUAUGCAACAUAAAAGCAGGACUCAGCAGUAAGAUGUUUCUAGCAUGUUAGCUUCCUAACAGAGAAAAAUGGCUCCUUUGUGAGAAUGGUGGCUGUUUAAUGUGAUAUGAUUUUCUCUGUCUCUCUGUCUAGCUAUCUAGCUAGCUUUCAGUGCUAUAAGAUGACACAAAGCUAAUUUUUUUUUUUAGCAUUCGGUGCAUGAAAAGCAGCCCUGAUUAACUGUUAAGUUUCUACAUUUUUCUCUGAAAAGCAGCGUUCGGCCUGUUUUUCCUGUGCAGCCGCAGAUACUAUGGUUGAACCUCUGGCUUUAUUUAGCAUCACUGCAUUGUCACAGCGUUACCGGGUUUGAUCACAUAUCCAAAAGGCCGGUGGGAGAAAAAAAAAAGGGGGGAAAUCACUGUCAGGACGAGACACGGCCCAGCAGCUCAGGGGGCGACCAGUAAGACGACAGAAUAAAUCAACUCUUUCUCUGUGGUUUUGUCCCUGCGCUUCGUCUCUCGUCUCCUGUCGUCGUUGUUGUUCUUGUUGUUGUUGUAAUCGUUGUUGUUGUUGCUGUUGUUAUUAUUGACCUUGAGUUUGAUCUCAACACAUCGUACUUGAAUUACCGCGUUUUGUGACCUCAUGUUGCUUGUGUAUUUUUUAAUUUUUCCCUUUUGUUUCAUUUGUACACUUUUAUUUUGUUGAUAUGUCGGAAAAGAUGCAUUGCACAACAUGAUGAAGCAAUGUGUACGCAGAUAAAAAAUAUAAGUGCCACGGUGAAGAGAUUUUUUUGUUUGUUUUUCUAAUGCUGUGUAUUUCUUUGUGCAUUAUUUGUUACCAAACUUGGUAUUAUUAACCCUGCUUGUUAAUGAGCCGACAGGUUUGGUCAUUUGUUAUAAAAGCUACCUCUAAGUUCAUUGUUUUUGGCAAAAGCACAUUUUUGUGUGUGUUUGUGUUUUGCAUUAUUUCAUCAUUGCUACUUCAUCUCAUGCUUAUUUUUAUUUUCAAAAGUUGAUUUAUGAUUGUGUUUUUAAGCAAAGUGUAUAUAAAGGGUGAGAGAUUACAAACAUAGAGGUUGAUAGGAUUGGUAAAGUCAUUCAAACGGAUGUUUAUUCUUCUCUUAUAGUCUCCCCCUGCACCUCCGACAACAGACGAGCAGAGAAAAAAGCAAUUUUGAAGCCUUAAGUGAUGAGGAAGAGGGAUGCGGCAGAUAAGAGGAAGUACUAUUGCUUUUUAAGAGGGUUUAAAAACGAGAAUUUAAACUUGAAAAUAUGUGAAUAGAAGUGUAGUUUUGUAAUGUGAAAAAAAAGAAAGGUUCAUCAACUGAACCGCAGAGGACAGGUCAUAUUUGCAGUGAUGCAGUGUGCGUUGGACAAUUGGAACUGCAAGUGGUAAUCAACAACUAAAAAAUAAAAGAAAAAAGAAGGUUAAAAAUAGAGAUUCUCUCGGCUGAUUAAGCUCUCUUGAGAAAUGAGCGUAUUCCUGAACAAGAGCCAACAGAGGCAAUUUGAUAUAUAAAAAUUGUGAUAUUUUUGUAUUCAGUGUCAGUCCUUUUUCCAUUUGUGGAGGGUUACAGCAGGGCACAAAUAUUUGUAUUUCUUUUUUUUUUUACCUGUUUUAUUUUCUCUCUCUGGGUGUGAAUCAUUUUUGCCUUGCUCCUCUUUGAUAUUGUUGGACAAAAAAACGUGCGUGAACAUAUUGUAAUAAUAAGUGUUGCUUUCUGGAUGUCAAUUGCAUUGUAGGUGAAGGACUAAAUCUAUCCGCCACAAAUUUUACGAGUGAGUGUAUGUGACAAAAAAAAGAAAAAAACUGAAAAAAAUAUGAUAAAAUAUGGGACGGCAGGGGGACGCUGCCAAACCGACGAAUUAGUACUUGUCAUUCACAAUUUUUCAAUCAAACUUGACUGUCGCCAUGUUUUUGUUUUUGUAUUUGAAAAAAAAAAAAAGAAGAAGGGAUGGCAUGUCCCGUCGGUGUCUUGCCAUUUUAUUCUCAAACACUGUGAGCUGAGGGGCUUUUCCACCCUCGUGUAAUACCCACCCACUCUAAUACAGUCACGGCUCAGUCUGAACCACCACAAUGCAAAGCGAUCAGUCACAUUGUUCCUAUCAUCGUCCUCUGAAUGUUUUCUACUUUCUCGUGCGGGUGAACGAGUGCGUCAAAGAGUGUGUUACUAUGUGUGUGCAAACGUGCGUGUUUGUGGAAAAAUGCACUAAUCAGAUCAGAUACAAAAUAAAAUAUUCUAUGCCACUUUUUUCUCUAUGUUGGAAAAAAUAUAUAUAUACAUUGGCAUUGUUAUAGUUCUUCCCUCAGUGUUCCUCCGAUGUUUCUGUACUAUCUUUGUGCCUAAAAAUGGAAUUUGUUCAACAAGAGUAUCCAUCUAUAUCUGCUUAGUUUCUGUAUUUUCAGAAGAAAAUAAAAUGGUGUCUCCAGCACCCUAGGGAUGUCAUGACGCUCGAAAUUGACCUGAUUUCUUUUUGUUUUUUAAAUCCUGAAUAGAGCAGGGCUUUUCCUCCUUCAAGGUCUGCGAUGCUUUUGAAACAGCAGCGGGGAUCUGCUUCUUUUCUUUGGCCGUACUCUGUGAUUGGCAUCCAAAAGCAAACUCUAACAAUCCGCUCCUUUAAAAUAGUAUUUUUGCAAGAAAAUUCAGCCCCAUCAAGUUUUAUUUUUCUCUUUUUUUUGUCAGCAACAGGUUUGCUGAUGACUUAAAUUGCUCUUGCAAAAUAAAAGUAAAGAAUACUUCUGUUUCUUUUAUUUUAAAGUACUUUCCCCUCUUUUUUCGACAAGAUGCAUUUAGAAGGGGGAUGUAAAAUUUGUCAGAGAGGAUUCAUGGCAUCCCUGGAGCUGGCACUCUGUGUUUUGGUGUGGUGUUUCUAGAACAAAAGUAGCCAUUUCAUGCAGUGUUUCAAUGCAUGUGCCAUCGAGGUCUAGACUAAAAACUGUUUGAGUAACAAAGCACCAAGACAUUGUAUUUUUUAUAUUAGCACUGAGGACCAAUUGCCCUGUCGGACCAAGCAUAACAAAGCUUUUUAUGUAACAAAGCUUUUCUCUCUGUCUUUCCCUGGCUUGUCUGUGCUACUUCUCUCCUCCAUUGUUGUGACAGCACAAGUGCCAGUCGAGUUGCUCUGUAUUAAGAAAAUAGUGUUUUUAUUAUGAUUUGAAUUGUUAUAGUUUUUGUCUACCUCAGCACCUAAUCUUAGCCUAAUCUUAGAAGGUGCCCAAUUAUUAUUUUUUAUUUUCUUUAUUUUUGUUCUCUUAUUGUUGUCGGUUGUAUAAGUUUUUGAAAAAUUUGCAUUAGAGCUUUGCAAAGGUCCUUUGUCUUUUCCAGCGACAACGUGCUAUGUUUGUUUGUUUGUUUAUUUUUUUUUUCCUGUGGCAGUACGUUUCCUGUUGAGCUGUGCCACCAAUCUAUAGCCACCGUCUGUUGAUAUAGAGGUUGUUCUUUUUUGUUUCUUUCCAUGUAGAAUCAGACACCUCUCUUUGUAACAUUUCAGUGUUCUCUGAUGGAGUGUGAAAAAAAAAUAAAAAUAAAAGAUUUAAUGCUG
Molecule: messenger RNA, 9624 nt
Organism: Cheilinus undulatus (humphead wrasse)
Lineage: Eukaryota; Metazoa; Chordata; Actinopteri; Labriformes; Labridae
Gene: zbtb16a
Product: zinc finger and BTB domain containing 16a
Exons: 7
Coding region: 367-2361 (664 amino acids)
Biological process (GO): regulation of transcription by RNA polymerase II
Cellular component (GO): nucleus
Molecular function (GO): DNA-binding transcription factor activity, RNA polymerase II-specific; RNA polymerase II cis-regulatory region sequence-specific DNA binding; protein binding
Source: RefSeq, a predicted model, not a curated record